UUACAUAUAUGACCAAAAAACCGAAGUUAGAGCCACUUUUGAAGUUAAAAACCACUAACAUAGGAGGGUGUCUGUCAUGUUCUGGUUUUGGCGCUUUCAUAACCACUCACAAUUUUCUUAGUUCCAUUUCUUGCCAUAUUCACCAUAUAACAUUAAUUCACUUUGGUCAAAAAAAUUAAACAUUAAAUUCAUUUUUCUUUUAUUAUUAUUUUUUUUUUUAUAGUUUUCCUCGCCACCUUAAACUGCGUCGGAAACUGUUAAACCUUUUCCUUCAAACGUUAAACCAUAAUUUCUUCAUUGCUCUGUUCACCAAAAAUGGGGUUCUUUGAAAGUUUCUUGGGUGUUUUUGGUUUUGCUAUUGGAAUCCCUCUUGGUCUUCUUCUUGGCUUCUUUCUCUUUGUUUAUUCUGAAUCAAAGCAAGUCAAGGAUCCUGUUGUUAGACCAAUUAGUGAAUUAGGCCCGCUUGCUUUGCAAGAACUUAUGCCUGAGAUUCCUCUCUGGGUGAAGACACCUGAUUAUGAAAGAGUUGAUUGGUUGAACAAGUUUUUAUUUGAUAUGUGGCCUUUCUUGGAGAAGGCAAUUUGUGGGAUAAUUAGGACUACAGCACAACCGAUAUUUGAUGAAUACAUUGGAAAGUAUCAGAUCAAGGCAAUUGAGUUUGAUCAAUUGAGCCUUGGUACUCUUCCUCCCACUAUUUGUGGUAUGAAAGUUUUGCAAACAAAUGAAAAGGAAUUGGUCAUGGAACAAGUCAUCAAAUGGGCUGGCAACCCAAACAUAGUACUGACCUUGCAUGUGUUGUCUAUGAAGAUCAAAGUUCAGUUGGUAGACUUACAAGUUUUUGGGACGCCGCGGAUAAGUUUAAGACCUUUGGUGUCUACACUUCCAUGUUUUGCAAAGAUUGUGGUGUCUUUGAUGGAGAAGCCUCACGUGGAUUUUGGGUUGGCAAUAUCUGGAGGGGACAUCAUGUCAAUACCUGGUCUUUAUAGAUUUGUUCAGGAAACAAUAAAAAAACAAGUUGCAAGCCUUUAUCUUUGGCCUCAGAUCUUGGAAAUUCCUAUACUUGAUGAAUCAACGGUGGCAAUAAAGAAGCCAGUGGGAAUAUUACAUGUGAAUGUGGUUAGGGCAGUCAAGCUUUUGAAAAUGGAUUUGUUAGGAACUUCUGAUCCAUAUGUCAAACUAAGCCUGACUGGUGACAAACUUCCGGCGAAGAAAACCACUAUCAAGAGGAGGAAUUUGAAUCCUCAAUGGAAUGAGAAAUUCAAGAUUGUUGUGAAGGACCCUCAAUCUCAAGUUCUCCAAUUACAAGUCUAUGAUUGGGACAAGGUUGGUGCACAUGACAAGCUGGGAAUGCAGUUAGUCCCUCUAAAGCUGCUUAAGCCGUACGAGAAUAAAGAAUUUACACUUGAUUUGCUUAAGGACACAAAUGUCAAUGAGACUCCAAAUAAGAAGUUUAGAGGGAAAAUUGUGGUGGACAUGACUUUUGUUCCAUUCAGAGAAGAUAGUAUGAAAUUCGGUGGAUCUUCAGAAGGAUAUGUCAGAAAGGAUAGUGGAAUUGAUAGUGUAUCUGAUGAUGAGGUCCAAGAAGGAGCCGGUUUGCUUUCAGUUGUGGUACAGGAGGCUGACGAAGUUGAGGGUCAUCACAAUAAUCCCUUUGCAGUGAUCACCUUUAGAGGCGAAAAGAAAAGGACAAAGAUGAUGAAGAAAACCCGUCAACCACGUUGGAAUGAAGAAUUCCAGUUUAUGCUAGAGGAACCUCCUCUACAUGAGAAGAUACACAUUGAGGUCAUGAGCAAGAGGAAGAACUUCAGUUUUCUGUCAAAGGAAUCCCUGGGGCAUGUGGAGAUUAAUCUGAGUGAUGUGGUGCAUAAUGGUCGCAUUAACGACAAGUACCAUCUAAUAAAUUCAAGGAAUGGAGUAAUUCAUGUUGAGAUAAAAUGGAAGGUGGUUUAACAAACUAAACCAGUGUAUGGGGGCAAAACUCAAAAAAGUCUAUAAACUCAUUAUUCUUUGUUUGCCUUUUGCUUUAUUUGUUGUACCUAGCCAACAAUGUUUUUGGUUUUUACAUUGUAUCCAAAUAGAAGAAACAAAACAAUGCACAUCAUUUAGAUAAGUAUUUAUAAACAUCACAGAAAGUAUUGUCACAUAAA
Medicago truncatula (barrel medic) is the source of this 2147-nucleotide messenger RNA. Its product is annotated as synaptotagmin-3. Lineage: Eukaryota; Viridiplantae; Streptophyta; Magnoliopsida; Fabales; Fabaceae. Gene Ontology annotation, cellular component: endoplasmic reticulum. The record is from RefSeq and is a predicted model, not a curated record. The transcript is spliced from 12 exons. The coding region runs from base 316 to 1950 and encodes 544 amino acids. Gene Ontology annotation, molecular function: lipid binding.